AUGCAUUGGCUCGGUAAUGAGCAUCAUGAGGCGGUCUGCCGGAGCUCAGUCCGUGGGAGGGGUCUGCCAAACCUUUUCCCUCUAAUUGACCGGGGAGCAGAAGCAGCCGGGGAUGCGAGCAGCCACAGACGGGGACAGAGAGGCGGACGCAUGGGCUUGACAAGACGGGAACCCCAAAUGGCUGCUCUCGAACUGUUUUACUUUGACCAGCCCGACCCGACGGACUCCUCCCCGGCUUUGAACAAGCGGAGUGUCACCGAGAUCAGCUGCAGCGGCGGAAAGUCACUUGGCCCCGGCGGAGGGGAGGCUUCAGCACCACGGACAGAAACCCGGACGGAGGUGGAAACAGAAACAUCUUUCACCUGCAAACACCACGAUGAUGACGCUGCUGCUGCUGGUGAUGAUGAUGAGGAUGAUGAUGAUGAUGUCCAGCUGAUAGAGGCAAGUCCACAAACCUGUAGACUGAGUCAGAGCUCCUCUAAUGAACUGUACGAGGAAGAGGAGGCGGAAGAGGAGGUGGAGGAGGAAGAGGAGGAGGAGGAGGAGGAGGAGGAGGAGGACGACAUCCCGGAACUUUACUUGCUGUCCGAGGACGACCUCUCCUCUGACGGCUCGGGAAAGUCUGUGGAUUACGGCUUCAUCAUCGCCGUGACAUGCCUGGUGACCGGCAUCUCUUUGGUCGCCAUAUCCUACACAGUCCCCAGGGACGUCCGGGUGGACCCUGACAGCGUGUCCGCCCGGGAGAUGGAGCGGCUGGAGAGGGAGAAAGCCAGGGUGGGGGCCCAUCUGGACCGGUGUGUCAUAGCGGGUCUGUGCCUGCUCACCCUCGGGGGCGUGCUGCUCUCCACCCUGCUAAUGAUCUCCAUGUGGAAAGGGGAGAUGAUGAGACGGAAAGCCUUCGCUUAUUCCAAACACGCAGCCAAGUUGUACGGCUCGAUCAGUCUGAGAGCAGGCUCCAGCCCGACCCGGGAAUCCUGCUCGCAUUUGUCAGCGGCUGAUGAGGAUUUAGAAGUGCUCAGCUGAAUCUAUGGACAGGACAGGCGUAAAAGACUCAGAGAAGUGCUUAGAAAUCCUACCAGUGCUGUCUUAUAAUUUUAUUAUUUCUAACAGCUGAAGUGUUUUAUGUUUUGCGGGGUUUUUAAAGGACAGAUUGACAUCAUGUCAAAUCUGUCUCACACAUGUCCUCAUGUCCACUGAAAGAGUUUUUAUUCCUCCCGUCCAAACAUAAUUUUAUUUCAGUGUGAGUGAUUGAGGAUAAAAAUCUAUCAUCCUCUCUUAAAGUUCAGCCAAAGCCACUAUGAGGGUUUAGCGGUUGCAGGAGUUCAGACCAAAAGCAGAUCUGCGGCGUGCUGCUCCAGGCCCCGGAAACACGACCCAGAGAGUCCAGAUUGAGAGACAGAUCUAUGAGUUGGCAGGCUUAUCAGAUGCCAAAACCCUGCGCGCAGAUUUGAAAACAAAACGUCAGAGACAGGAUUUUACAAAGGAAAGUUGUCCCUCACCUUAAUUAUCUUCAUCUUGUCUUCUGCGUUUACAUUACAGUAAUCCACCAGGAAAAAAAGCCCUCAUCCCCUGUGUGUGGCUGAACCAGGUUCACUCAAAUGAACACUCACUCAGAGGCUGUGCUGUCUUUUAAGUUUUAAAACCGACCUUUUGUGUUAUUAUCCCUCCACUGUUGCCCCAGCGUGGAAGCACAGGGUUGGAGGAUGCUGACUUGGGUUCACUGGGCCUGGAUCUGUCCAGGAACAGUUACAGCAGCCACUAACUCUUUUCUUUGUACACGUGAGCAUGUCUGUGUUUAAUUGAGAUUUAAACAUUGAGUUCAAAAUAAACCAAACGAUGACGAGCUGUACAGUGAAAUGAGUAUGUGAGUAAAUAUGUUGUUUACGUUGGUGGAUGGUAGGUUCGCCUUUCGAUGAUCUCUGACCCCACCUUUUCCUUUAGCACUGCGUCACUGCUCCUAAUGAUGCUGCUAUUUUGGAGACUUUGUGUUUACAUGCCAGUGCAGACUUUAAUGUUUAAGGCCUGUGUGUGUGUGUGUGUGUAUGGUACAGUAGCUGCAGAGUCGGGUUUGGGGGGUGGGGGGUCGAACCUGAACCAGGAGUGGUGUCAUUGUUACUGCCUUCACUCUCCACCAUGUCAGAGAAAGGGAGAACGUUUCACUGAGCUGUGCAGCAAACACUGAUGUGUUGGGAGUUUUUUUGUUGUGAAAACCUUUGCAUGGAUCUGCGCACAACUCCAAAGGAAAUUCUGCCUAAUCUAAGUGUGACAUGCUGAAGUGAUGCCUCGAUUUGUUGAAACACAAAUAGAAAUACCACAGGAGGCGUAAUUAGAUUUUUUGGUUGAGCACCGAUGACGGGGAAGCUCACUUUACCCCAGAUGCUCUUGGGGAGUUUUGACUGCAGAUGUUCAAAAGCAUACAGAGAGAGAGAGAGAGUCAAACAAACCCCUGGGGGAAAGCUCUCCUGGUAAUUGGUGUUACUUAAUUGCUCUUGGGAGGCCUGUGAAUCAGUGAGGAAUAAAAAAAAAAUAAUUUUUUUUUAAAACCCCCAGAGCCCCAAUCAAGCCCUGCUUCACUCGCUUAUCAAAUACUAAACAGCUCCAGCUGCAAUACUGAAGUGAAAUGUUGUGUUGCAUUCACGGGGGAGGAAGUAAUGGAUCGCCCGCUCUGACUCAAGAUGCUGUGAAUGAACAAUUGUAUCUCCUGCUCACCGUGUGCGGAAAGCUGUGCUGUGCAGCCUCUGUAAUCGGAGGUGCUCACGGCGGGCAGGUUCACGUUAUCCUCCACACGACCUUCGCUCUCUCUCACCUCGUUAACGUCAUUAAACAGGGUGGAAUCAGCUGACCUCCUGAUUAAAUACUAAGUUUAUUCCCAAUGCCAGCCAGUCCUCUCUGACGUCACAGAGCAACAGAUCACUGGGAAAAGUCCACUCUCAGAUGAGUGAUCUGGCGACAAAGUGCUGAGGCUUAACCACUUCUCCUCACCCGCUUCAGUCGAUGCCGUCUUACAGUUUUCCCAGAUUUACUUCUUCGACAGCCAGCAGAGAACAGCUGUGAGCUUGUUGCGUUCAGUAUGUGGGAUUGGAGAGAGUGGCGUGGCAUAGUAAAAGCAGGAGAGAGAGCUUUUCACAGCCGAGAAGACAUGAAAGUCGGCCGUCUAAAUCAAAACCUGCAGUGCACUGUGGCCUGUUGAGGCUGCAGUCUGCGGGGAUAUCAGUCUCUCCAGCUCUCGUUCAGUACAAUAUAUCUCUCCCAGAUGAUGUUAAUUAAAAAUGAUUCAGUCUAGAGAGAAAAUGUUACUCCACAACACUUGACAUUUACUGCUGCGGUGUUUGAUACUUGGAGAUUUGGGUGUAGCCAUCGCUGGGAAUGUCUGAUUUUGACAUCAUGUUGUCUGUGUUUGUGGAAACAGCCGACA
This is a messenger RNA of Scatophagus argus, 3415 nucleotides long. Its product is annotated as sodium/potassium/calcium exchanger 1. NCBI's taxonomy places the organism in Eukaryota, Metazoa, Chordata, Actinopteri, Scatophagidae. The record is from RefSeq and is a predicted model, not a curated record. The transcript is spliced from 4 exons. Bases 1 to 1023 code for a protein of 340 amino acids.